AUGGCCACUGCCUAUACUAUCCGUAUCGCCCCCGACAAUACUGGGCUCUGCAAAGUCCGACAGGAUGAGUCCACCGCCAAGGCCGCCUCUGACUUGUUGCAGGACGACCUCGAGAAACACCAUGUCUUCUUCAACCCCCGGGGGUUCCAUAACCAUAUAAGCCACCACAUCCUGUCCUUGUACGGCACCGGCGCUUCCUCUGAGGACAUGAAGAAGGGCUUCGAUGGAAACAAGUCCUACCAGCGACCGGCAUUCGAGGCCCACCGGGAGGUGAUCGAGGGGCUGAAGGACUGGGAGGUGGCCAAGGGGCGUCUAGCAAACGAACUGCACUAUCCCGACUUCCUCGCCUUCUUCCAAAAGGAAAUCGAGAGGCUCGGGUGGCAGCAGGUGCUGAAAGAAUAUGUCUUCAACGGCGACACCAAGAGCGAGGACAUGAUGCUUAGGAUGUUUUCCGGUGAGCUGGUCGGCCAGACGGCGAUGCCGCGAUACAUGCUCCCCAAAGGGUGCCCGGACUGGAAGUUGACAGCUUCACCAGCUCUCCUCCACUCCCUGAUCCAGCUGAUGUACGGCGUGGAAUGGGAGCAGCCCGCCAUGGUCGCCAUGGGCCUGGCGCAGGCCGCCGUCCACCGAGACAGCCUGAGAGCCUUCCUCCUCGGCGCGGAGGAGGCCGCCAAGUCGAACCCGGACCCGAUGCCCAGUAUCGUGAGCCUUCUCGAGGAGAUCCGGUCGAACAAGACCGUUGCGGCGGCCGUCGAAAAGGCCGGCAUCGACGAAAUCCGCCAGGGAGUCCUCGAGGGAACCUGGGACGAGACCAUCGCGAUUGCGAGCCGUGUCAAGAUCAAGCCCGAGGAGCUGGACGAGCGCACCGCCGAGAUGUACGACUCCACCAUCUACGCCAGCGCCGCCGCCGCGUUCCGGCCCGGCAAAUACCCCAAGUUCGACUUCAUCCUCAUGCACCACGUCAACGUCAAUCCCAUCUUCCUCGUCAUAAACCGCCAGGACUGGAUCCCGAUCGAGAGCAAGGUGCGUCUCCUCGAGUGGAAGAUACGCAUCGAUAUUGCCCACUACGUCAACAGGGGCUGCCCCCCUCUCAGUCUCGAGAACGUCGCGUCGUAUGUUCCGACGGAUAAGAGUAUUGGCCCGGCAGACGCCCAACUGCCCCGCGUCCACGCCCUGGACGACGACGGGCACGCCAUCAAGCUCUUCCGGGCGCUUAUCCUAGGCCGGGAGCUUAGCGAAAAGUACGGCGACAGGGACUGGGCCAACGUCAAGGGCGACUGCUUGUGGACGCGGCUCAUCCACCUCAUGGUCGACUCGGCGGAGUCGCCCGGACCGCGUUGGAUCCGCAGUAAGAUGCUAGGGGCGUCCUGGGCAUUUAUCCCGGACCUACCGUAAGGUGGCGGAGGUGGUAUGCCAUUCGCCGGGUUGGUCGGGGAGGUCUGUUCUUGUAAGAACACGUGUAAAAUUAGCACACACGCACACACGCACGCACACUCCCCUUUUAGUCAUUGAUUUUGGUGCGACGAGGGUACUGCUUGCUGUGUCGAAGAGAAGAAGGAAAAAAAAUAAAAAGCCAUCCUAGGCAGUUAAGGGGAGAGGCGGAUGGUCUGGCGUCAUCGUUCAGUAUAUGUAGCACCUAGGUACAUAUAUAAACCCGAAAUAACUCGGUGCAAUACACGGCCAGUGUGAGCUUUACCUUGCCAUUCUUUGCGGAGCGGUCAACGGCCCGGGGGGGGACAGUAUCGGUCGACGUGCAUGAGGCUCUCUCCUUCUCCUUCUCCCUCUCAUCGGGGAAAACGCGGGGACCGGCGCGACGACGCCGCAACACCCUCGCCUCCAGCAACGCGCACAGCGGCAGCACCGCCCGUCUUCGCUGCGGCCGCGGCAUAUUUUCGCUUCUCUUCGUAUCACGACGCACGACACGCGUGUAGGGUAGGAUUCACGGCCAUCAUAGGAAGAAGAAUAAGAAGAGAACCCUCAGGGAUACGGUGAAACCAGGGAGAGAAAAAAAGUCGAGUUUUCUUUUCUUGGGAGAACAGAGAAGAAAAAGAGAAGAAAAAGAGAAGAAAAAAAGAAAAGGAAAUGGGGUAUGGGGUAUGGGGUGGCA
Molecule: messenger RNA, 2107 nt
Organism: Durotheca rogersii
Lineage: Eukaryota; Fungi; Ascomycota; Sordariomycetes; Xylariales; Xylariaceae
Exons: 7
Coding region: 1-1395 (464 amino acids)
Molecular function (GO): oxidoreductase activity
Source: RefSeq, a predicted model, not a curated record